Molecule: messenger RNA, 1696 nt
Organism: Cucurbitaria berberidis CBS 394.84
Lineage: Eukaryota; Fungi; Ascomycota; Dothideomycetes; Pleosporales; Cucurbitariaceae
Exons: 2
Coding region: 304-1692 (462 amino acids)
Source: RefSeq, a predicted model, not a curated record
UUUCAUCUUGCAAUCCCUUUCAUAGAAGGACCACAUUGACCGCCAGAAUCGUGCAACACAGCACGACAUGAAGAGCAAGACUGAGAGCAAACUGCAUGCGACAUGCACUGCCACCUUUUCCCUUUCCAGCUAGCUACAGGCCAGAAGCCCCCAUGCCGAGGCCACAUGGCAGGCGUUUCGGUCAAGCACGAAUCAGCCCUGUCCUAGCCUGUACCUAACAUUCCCAAACCGGAAUCCUUUGGGACGAGUAAGACCUGAUUUACGCAGCUUAUCCAUCUAUGAGUCCAUGAUGCGCGGUAUUGUAUGCUCGGGACAUGUCGACCUGAAACGCGAUCGCGUGUGCUCUCACAAUUCUGUAGGUUGCGCGAGCUGUACAACAGUCAUCUUUCUGAUCCUUCCCAACUCAGUCUUGCAUUCACAUCCUUUCAUCUGCCCGGAUCAGUAGACAACAUGGGCGCGAACAAUUCCGUCCCGGCGGACUAUAGUGUGCCAGCGUAUACCAUUCUGGCCAUCGACGUCGUGUUGACUACAGCUGCGGUGGGAGGGCGAACAGCACCACGUAGACGUCGCCAGCAACUGAUGAUUACCUCUGCUACUUUGCAUUUCCUCGGCCUGUUUCCAUCUGGGCUACUAUUGACAGCCUUCGGGGCGCUCGACCUCCAAGAUGUCUCGCAGCAAAGUACAAAGGAACAGAAAUUCGUAACAAACACCACGCUAUCGUUUGCCGUUUCGUACAUUAUCGCGAUUACGCUCGUCAAGCUCUCGAUCCUCUUCCUCUAUCACCGCACGUUCACUCUACGUCAGAAGUGGUUCCGGUACUGCUGGUGGAUGCUGAUGACUCUGACGAUACUAUGGACUUUGGCGGGUCUGAUACUGCUGGUACUACAAGAGAUUGGCACGUUACCUAGAUACGACUUUGGCAGGAUAGCGGUGCCGACAACGGGGAUCUUCAAUGCCUUGUCGGACAUGCUCCUCAUGCUUCUGCCGGCUGUCAUGGUCUCUCGGCUGAAGAUGCGCAGAAAACAGAAGAUUGCGCUGGUCUCGAUAUUCUGCAUUAGCGGGGUGCAAGUCAACAGCUCGCAAAUACAUACAGCGCUUACAUACGACCACAGUACCUCAACCGUCUCCCUUGUCCGGGGGACAAUCUACUUCUACAAUCGUUCCCACCGCCUCAACCCAGCAUACAUGAACUACCUCGACAUCGUCCUGACCGCCACCGAAUCCUCCGCCGGAUUGAUGUGCGCCUGUCUCCCCCUCACCAAACCCCUCGUCAUCCGCUUCACGCGCUGGCUGCAGCGUAUGCACAGCCUCGAUACCAAACAUCAAGGCUGGACGACGUACUCACAGUCUGGAACGGGAGAGGGAAGAAAUAAAGGAAUAAUAAGAGUGGAUGAUUACUCUGUCCAGCUGCUCAGGGCAUCGGACCCGGCGUUGUCGCAGAUAGGAGCAUUGAAUGGACUUCACGAACGUGGAUAUGCCGUGGCAGAGUGUGGGACCGUAUCAGACAAAUGCAUUUUGCGAGGCGAAUGCGCGGAGGGGAACGCAGGAGGGAUGUUACCAUUUUCUGGAGGUGGUCGCCUUUCAGGGGAGGCAGGACUUCUGUCGGGACCGACGACUCUGGUACAAGUUUACGGAAUUCGAGAAAUAUUGGACUGUUUUGGUCCUCAAUUGAAUCGAGGUCGAGGUUCAUGAACUC